Molecule: messenger RNA, 1152 nt
Organism: Lecanosticta acicola
Lineage: Eukaryota; Fungi; Ascomycota; Dothideomycetes; Mycosphaerellales; Mycosphaerellaceae
Source: the annotation of a GenBank genome assembly
AUGCCUUCCUGGCUACCCUCCAUUCCAUACGGUCCAGAGAAAGAGCAUGGCUUCUGGACUCCUCAUACGGCCACAAUCGACUGGUGCGAAGAGGUAUGGAGAAGAAUGCAGCCCCAAUGACAACAGCUCUAAUGCGAAAUAGAACUACUAUGCUACGCCAUACGCUGCCGAGAUCGUCAACACCUUGACCAACCUGCUCUUCAUGUGGCUGGCAUUUGAGGGCAUGCUCAAUUGCUAUCGCCAUAGUCACGACCGAAUAUUCUUCGUCACGUUCGCCGGCUAUCUGCUCGUGGGAUCCGGCAGCUUCGCCUUCCACGCAACGCUCAAAUAUCCCUGGCAACUCGUCGACGAGCUCUCCAUGAUAUACACCACGUGUCUCAUGACAUGGGCGUCAAUGGAGCACAGUCGGCCUCUAGGGUUCAAAAUCCUCGUCGGCGUCAUCGUGUUUGGACUGGCCGUUUUCAUCACCCUCUACUAUCACUAUCUCCAGGACCCGACCUUCCACCAGAAUGCGUACGCGAUCCUCACGGCUUUCGUCCUGUUACGAUCCAUGUACAUGAUGGAGAUGAACAUUCGUCCGUACUUUAGAAAGAGGCAUGUGGAGCAUGAGAGGGUCCAAAAGAGCAGCUCAGCCUCGGCGGCUGAGAAAGCGGAAGAGCAGAGACAAGACGACAGAGAUCGAUGGAUAUUGAAAAAGAUGUGGACCAUAAUCGCUUUCGGCAUGACGGUAUUCUUGGGUGGCUACGGGAUCUGGAACCUGGACAACAUGUACUGCCAACAGCUUCGCGGCUGGAGGCGGGAGAUUGGCCUGCCUUGGGGCGUUCUCCUGGAGGGACACGGUGAGUCGAAUCUCUUGUCCAGUCCAGCGAGGUCCUCUGAGGUCUAUUUUGCUGACGAGUCUAGGAUGGUGGCACCUUGGAACUGGGCUAGGUGAGCGCCUAACAUUUCUAGUAGACGUACCUGGGUGUUGCUAACAGAAGUGCGACUUUAGGAGCCUAUUAUUACAUCGUUUGGGGAGUGUGGCUGCGACACUGCCUGAACGGACGACAGGAUGAGUACGACCUGCACUGGCCAAGAACCUUCUCUUCGAUACCACGAAUCGUACGCAAACAGCCGGUGCAUCAGAACGGCCUUGCGAAGAAAAUGAAAUAA